Messenger RNA from Gracilinanus agilis (Agile Gracile Mouse Opossum), 1329 nucleotides. RefSeq names its product tropomodulin 2 (gene TMOD2). NCBI's taxonomy places the organism in Eukaryota, Metazoa, Chordata, Mammalia, Didelphimorphia, Didelphidae. Gene Ontology annotation, cellular component: striated muscle thin filament; myofibril. The record is from RefSeq and is a predicted model, not a curated record. Gene Ontology annotation, biological process: pointed-end actin filament capping; myofibril assembly; muscle contraction. Gene Ontology annotation, molecular function: tropomyosin binding. The coding region runs from base 94 to 1218 and encodes 374 amino acids. The transcript has 10 exons.
UACCUCCACCUAGCUCCGGCCUCCAACGAGAAAGGACGACUGGCGGAAGGGCUGACGGACUGACUGACAGACGGAUAGCGGGCUCCGGGAUGGAUGCACGGAUGGGCUUUUGAAGAUCAGAAAAUUGGCCUUUUUAACUGUCUAGAUCCUAAAAGAGAAAUCAUGGCCCUACCUUUCCAAAAAGAACUGGAGAAAUACAAGAAUAUUGAUGAAGAUGAACUCCUUGGUAAACUCUCAGAAGAGGAGCUAAAACAGUUGGAAAAUGUUCUAGAUGACCUAGAUCCUGAGAGUGCACUCCUACCAGCAGGUUUCCGGCAGAAAGACCAGACACAGAAAGCGGCCACAGGCCCCUUUGACAGGGAGCAUCUCCUUUCAUAUUUGGAAAAAGAGGCACUGGAACACAAAGACAGGGAAGACUUUGUACCCUUCACUGGAGAAAAGAAAGGAAGGAUCUUUAUCCCCAAAGAAAAACUACAAGAAACUCAUAAAGAAGAAAAAGUGACUCUUGAUCCAGAACUGGAAGAAGCUUUAGCUAGUGCCUCUGAUACCGAACUCUAUGAUCUUGCAGCUGUUCUUGGAGUUCACAAUUUAGUCAAUAAUCCACGAUUUAAUGAAGAAGUACCAAGUAACGAAAUUGGCAAAAGCCCUCCUAGAAAUGUGGUCAAAGGUGAGAAGGUCAAGCCAAUAUUUGAGGAACCACCCAAUCCCACAAAUGUGGAACUAAGUUUGCAGCAGCUGAAAGCCAAUGAUCCCAGCCUUCAGGAAGUCAACCUCAACAACAUUAAGAAUAUUCCAAUUCCAACUCUGAAGGAGUUUGCAAAGGCUCUGGAGAAAAACACCCAUGUGAAGAAGUUCAGCCUGGCUGCCACCCGCAGCAAUGACCCUGUUGCAAUUGCUUUCGCCGACAUGUUAAAAGUAAAUAAGACAUUGAAAAGCCUAAAUAUUGAGUCCAACUUUGUCACUGGAACUGGGAUUAUGGCACUGGUGGAUGCACUGAAAGAAAAUGAAUCCCUGACAGAGAUUAAGAUAGACAACCAGAGACAGCAGUUGGGAACAGCUGUAGAAAUGGAAAUUGCCCAGAUGGUUGAAGAGAACUCAAUGAUUCUUAAGUUUGGCUACCAGUUUACAAAACAAGGGCCAAGAACCAGGGUAGCAGCUGCCAUCACAAAGAAUAAUGAUCUAGUUCGCAAGAAACGAGUGGAAGGUGACCGUCGAUAACCCAACCAUCGGAGAAUGCCAUUCUGAUGAAGGCAGCUAGCAUUGAGAUCAUAACCUUAAACUCUUGCCCCAGUGAGACCAUUUUAAAAAAGGUCAUUCAUUUCCGUUAAC